Lottia gigantea (owl limpet) is the source of this 1851-nucleotide messenger RNA. RefSeq lists its product as hypothetical. Gene Ontology annotation, cellular component: plasma membrane. The record is from RefSeq and is a predicted model, not a curated record. The annotation marks the transcript as partial. The transcript has 13 exons. Lineage: Eukaryota; Metazoa; Mollusca; Gastropoda; Lottiidae. Gene Ontology annotation, molecular function: metalloendopeptidase activity. Gene Ontology annotation, biological process: Notch signaling pathway; membrane protein ectodomain proteolysis.
AGAACGUUUGUGCUGAUAUUAAAACCUAGAACUGAGAUAUUUGCUCCACAAUUUAAACUGGUUGUAGUCCAUGCUGACGGCAGUGAAAAUAUUGUUUCUUUUAAAGAAGGGGACUUUUACUCUGGUACUGUUGAAGGUGAGGAGAAUUCAGAAGUACAUGGAUAUUUUGAUGAUGAUAAUUUUGUGGGUACUAUUGAUGUUGACGGUCAGUUGUACGUUAUUGAGGCUGCUUGGCGUCAUCUCCAUGGUAACACGCAAUCUGAAGGAUCAGAUCAAAUGUUAAUGUAUAGAGGUCAAGAUAUAAAAUGGCCUGGUGGACAAAAAAAUGGACUCUAUUUCAUUUUCAGGAACAAAUACUGUAAAUCAGCCCAUGUAGAAGAUGAUACAGAGAUCCAAAAAGACAAGAGACAACCAACGGAAAGAAUUCUGAGUCGUAAGAAACGAGCCACGCCCUCUAAAAAUACAUGUGAUGUAUAUGCAGUGGCCGAUUAUAAAUUCUUCAAGACUAUUGGUCGAAGUGAUAUUUAUAAAACAGCCAAAUAUAUCGUCGACGUCAUUAAGAACACAGAUACCUUGUAUCGUAAAAUAAAUUGGGAAGGUUCCAAUGAUUUUACUGGUCUAGGUGUUGAAAUUGGUCUGAUCAAAAUACAUGACAGCUACACUGAUACUGUUUCACUACACUAUAAUAAAGACAAGAGUGAUUGGGAGACUACAAAUUUGUUAAAGGUAUUUGGUCGUGAUUUGACCAUGACAUCAUAUUGUUUAGGUCAUCUAUUUACUCAUGAAAGCUUCACAGACAAUGUUCUGGGUCUAGCAUACAUAGCUUCCAGUAGAAUAGGCAGUGCCGGUGGAAUAUGCUCUCCAACACGUGUAUCAGCAGGGUUUGAAACAGCUUUCAACACAGCUUUCACAUCCACUUCUAAUGCCAAUGGAGAUACAGUACUUAAAGAACAGUCAGACUUAGUCACAGCCCAUGAGAUUGGCCACAAUUGGGGCAGUGAACAUGAUCCUGAUACCUCAGAGUGUGCCCCAUCCUCUUUCUCUGGCGACGGAAAAUAUCUGAUGUACCCAUUUUCUGUAGCCGGUUACGAUUCAAACAAUGAUAAAUUCUCUCCCUGCAGUAAGAGAUGGGUCAGUGAAGUUUUAGCAGCCAAAGCUGAUUUUUGCUUUAAAGAGCCUACCCCAGUAACAGAUUGUGGAAACGGUAAAUUAGACGCAGGAGAGGAAUGUGAUGCAGGGUUCCUGGGAAAGUAUGGUCAGGAUGAAUGCUGUAACACGCGCUGCCAGUUAAAACAAGGUGCAAUCUGCAGUCCAUAUAACCAUGAGUGCUGUGCAAGUACAUGCGAUAUGGCGCAGGUGGGAACGAUAUGUAGAAAUGAUACCUAUACAUCUUGUAAGAAGAUUGGAUAUUGUACAGGGAACAGCUUGGAAUGUCCAACAGAGGAAGAUGCUGAUGAUGAUACUGACUGUAGAGAUGAUGGUAUUUGUCGAGGUGGAAGGUGUCUGGGACUCUGUGAGCGAAAUCGACUAACUCCUUGUCUCUGUGAAGAAGUGGAUACAUCUUGCAAUAGAUGUUGCCGUGGAAACGCAACUGGUAAUGUCUGUGUUCGUGCUGACCCUCUCACUGCUUUACCAGACGGCAGACCUUGUGUUCAAGGCUACUGUGCUUCUGGUUCUUGUAAGAAAGCAGCCCAGAGUUUGGUUGAGAGGUUGUUUGAUUUUAUAGAGAGUAUCACUUUUGAUAAAAUUUUGAUAUUUUUUAAAGAUAAUAUAGUGGGUGUUAUCUUGGUGUUUAGUCUUAUAAUCUGGAUACCAGUUUCUUGUUUUGUUUCCUAUUAUGUAAGUGUGUAA